CUGGAACUGGAUUUUCACAAUAUCAAUUCAAACUUAAGACACAUUAUGCCAGCUAUGCAGCCAGAGAUGGAAAUGUUUCUUAUCAUGAAUACUGAGCAUUCUCGUGGGGAUUCAGUGCUGAGCCGGAGAAAGAGAAGAUCCUGGAAAGAGAAAUCUUGGUGCUUGUUCUAGGUUUGUUUGUGGGUUCGAGCAAAAUUGUCUUGCAGCACAAAGAAUUUUGGGACACUACUUAGGGCAUCCCAGGUCACGUUCCUGAGCAUCCCAGGUCGCUAGUGUACCCCGUUCCGGUACGUUCGUCCCAAUUCGGGUUACGAGGGGGGAUUGACCGUUCCCGGUAACUAUGGAAAAAAAGGUUGGAAGGAAGUCCAUAAACCAAGAAGUGGAACGCAAAAGAUGAAGAAUUUCAGGUCUUGAGAUUCCCGUAUGUGCCUGAGAGGAUUGCUCCACUUGUCUUACUGCAUGCAAGAAGCACAGUGCAAGUACACAAUGUGUCUGCGCCUGUAAUUGCCAGACACCCCAAAGUCCUAGCUCACGAACCACCUCUUUACAGUUCUCUCUCUCUCUCCCUCCCUUGUUUUCAACAACAGAUCUUCAUCUUUAGUUACACAAGCAGGAAUGAAUGGCUUAGCUUUUUAAGCCAGAUUUGAAGGCUGCAGGACUGGUAUCACAUGAAUUUGCUUUUAUGAAGACUAAAGCUACCGAUUUGAGAAGAUUGAAAGGGGAAGAAGCAACUGGAUACAGAGAAAAGGACAAUGACCCUACAAAAUUUUAUAUGAAGCCACCAUGUUCUAGAUUUGAAGUUGGAGAUAUGGUGUGGGCAAAGGUAGAUCCAUAUCCUUGGUGGCCUGGGCAGAUAUUCAAUGAGGCUCUUGCAGACCCUUGUGUGCAUAAUGAAAAGAUAGAGGGUUAUGUGUUGGUUGCAUUUUUUGGCGAUGAUAGCUAUGGAUGGUUUAAUCCGAUGAAACUUGUCCCAUUUGACUGUCACUAUGUUAAGAAAUCAAAGCAAUCAAAUGAUCCGUCUUUUGUUAAUGCUGUUGAAGAGGCAGAGAAUGAGACAAGGAGAAGGGUAGCGCUUGGAUUACAGUGUAGGUGUCGGAAUUCAAACUUUCGGCCUAGAGUAUUUGAAGGUUUCCUUGCAGUUGAUGUAGUUGGUUAUGAACCUGGUGGAGUGUACUCAAUUAAGCAAACUAAGACGGCUAGAGACGAAUUUCGGCCACUUGAGAUACUCUCCUUUGUCCAGCAAUUGGCAUUGAUGCGACGAAGUGUUUUGCAUAGAAGUGUUGAUCAGAUAAAGAUUGUUGCGAGAGUUCUUGCUUACCGUAAAGCUGUGUUUGAGGAGUUUGAUGUGGCGUAUGCCCAAGCCUUUGCGGCAUCACAAAAAUACUCUGUGAAGCCGGUGGAGGUCUCAAAUCGGCUCGCAGAGUUGCAGGCUAAAGCUUUAUUGAGUUGGCCACGUGCAAUUCCUGAAUCUUCAGGGGUUAGAAAGUGCUCUCCUGGCCCUAUGAAAGGUAAGGACCAAGUUAACAGGGACAAGUACCUCUGUAAGCAAGAAGAAGGGCUAGAUGUUGCAAAAGUUCAUAAUGUUGGUAAGAGGAAAGUAAAUUUCCCCAGUUCGUCAAAGAAAGUGACUAAAAUGUCUGAUUCCUUGAAAUUGGAACCUUCUGGGCUCAAAUGUAGAAAAGUGAGUUUUGGCUUUGUGAAUAGAGCUCUGGGUUCAGGUCUUACCUUGAAAAAAGCCAUCUCUCUGGGAAAGAAAUCACCACUUGAGAAAAUGCAUGUAGCUAACGCGAAGGUUGAUUGGGAACAAAAUUCAACAGAAUUGGUUAACAGAUCUCUAAGUUUUGGACAAACCCAACCCAGAUGUUCAAAGGCAUUUGAGCAUUACAAUGGUCUGAUAAAACUUUCAGCAGCUGACAGUAAUUCUGGGGAUCGAUCUUUUCCUUCAAAACCACCAAAGAAACGGCUGAAACUUGAAUUUCGUUCACAGGUUGAGCAAAAUAGCAGAAACUCAGAUUGUCUGAAGAAAACAUUCAAGGGGACGAAGAAACUGAACAACCUGAAGUCAUCGUCGGCUGAAAAGAAGAUGGGCAUCCUGGGGCCAGAGAAGCCCCGGAGAGAAAAAAAGGUUGUGAGCAUUCCUGCAGAGUCGUAUCGGAAUUCAUUGAUGAAGCUCAAUGCCCCUGUAAAGGGAUCUGAAGUGGCUGAAGUCCUGGGGAAGGCACUAAAUGAUCUUUCAUUCAAGGGGUUGAAGAAACCUAACAAGCUGAAUUCAUUGCCAGCUGCAAAGAAGAAUGGCAUCCAGGAGCCUGCAAAGUCCCAGGGACAAGAUGAAAACAAAAAGGGUCUGGGAGUUCAAAUUCAACCUAAUAAAAAUUCAAGAGCAAAGCUCAAAGCUCCCACAAGGGCUGCACCUGUAAUGCUAAUGAUGCAGUUCCCUCGUUACUCAACACUGCCCUCAGUUUCAGAACUGAAAGCGAAAUUUGCUCGCUUUAGACCUCUUGAUCAUUCUUGCCCCCGUGUGUUCUGGAAUUCUUCAAUCUGUCAAAUUGUGUUCAACUGUGAAUAUGAUGCGCAUGCAGCAUACAGCUACGCAGUUUCAACGAUUUCUUUGUUUGGAAACAAGAAAGUUGACUACUACUUGCAAGCUCUGGAUGCGUCUACCUCAGUGUUACCUAACUUGGGGAAGUGGCAUUCAGAAGUACCAUCCUUAGGUUUUGGUGAUUCCCUUGAAAAAAAGCUGGCAGCACCUCGGCAGCGGAUCCCAAAGGCUAACGUUAAGUCAUGUCUGAAGAGGCCAUUAGGUAAUGAGUUGCUUGUUCCUAGUGCGAACCCUCUCACUAAACUAAUGUCUGGUGCGAAUGGCGAUCAUGGUGGUGGAGAGCAGUUGGUGGUUUAUCGCAAUGUUUUGACCUCUGAAGGUGAUCAUUUAUCACUUUCCCAUGCAACCAUCAAUGGCUGUUCAACAAACUCACAAAGGGUCUUGCCUCUUCUUCCUCACCCCCCUGACUGGAUAUCAAAUGUGCGUGAACUGGAACGUUUUGUUGAAGCUUGUAAUGUGCAGCAUCUCCAAUGCCAGGCAAGGAAUAAUAGUAUCUGUACUACCACCCAGAGCGCUGACAUCUCCGGUCCACUGCUAAACCUCUUGGCCAGGUGCAAAGAUACUGUUACGAGUAUAGUAAGUACUCCAAAUAACUGAGUAAAAAUUUCAUAUAUAAUAAAUUUGGACGCGCUUCUGAAAAUUGAACUGUUGCGAAACGAUGUAUUAGUAGUCUUCAGUUGAAGAUCUGACAUGGCUCAUGUAUUUGCCCAGUUUGGCCAUUAAAACUUAGAAAAGUACGUGAGACGUUAAUGAACUUCUUAAGUCUGUGGAGCAGAAGCUUUCUGGCCAAGAGCAUAGAAAAAUGAAUUUCUGGUUUAUCGA
Messenger RNA from Tripterygium wilfordii, 3421 nucleotides. RefSeq lists its product as uncharacterized. Bases 683 to 3196 code for a protein of 837 amino acids. The transcript has 8 exons. The record is from RefSeq and is a predicted model, not a curated record. Lineage: Eukaryota; Viridiplantae; Streptophyta; Magnoliopsida; Celastrales; Celastraceae.